This is a messenger RNA of Indicator indicator, 1528 nucleotides long. RefSeq names its product aldo-keto reductase family 1 member B1-like. Gene Ontology annotation, molecular function: aldose reductase (NADPH) activity. The transcript has 10 exons. Gene Ontology annotation, cellular component: cytosol. The record is from RefSeq and is a predicted model, not a curated record. Lineage: Eukaryota; Metazoa; Chordata; Aves; Piciformes; Indicatoridae. The coding region runs from base 10 to 960 and encodes 316 amino acids.
UUCGAGGCUAUGGCGACUUACGUGCAGCUGAACACCGGCGCCAAGAUGCCUAUCCUUGGGCUAGGCACAUGGAAGUCUCCACCAGGGCAGGUAACAGCUGCAGUGAUGGCUGCCAUUGAUGCUGGGUACCGCCACUUAGACUGUGCCUACGUCUAUCAGAAUGAAAAUGAAGUAGGGGAAGGGAUCCAGCAAAAAAUCAAGGAAGGUGUUGUGAAACGAGAGGACCUCUUCAUUGUCAGUAAGUUGUGGUGCACAUUUCAUGAAAAGUCUCUGGUGAAAGGAGCCUGCCAGAAAACCCUUGCUGCCCUGAAACUGGAUUACUUGGAUCUCUACCUCAUCCACUGGCCUUUUGGUUUUAAGGCAGGAGAGGAGCUGUUUCCCACAGAUGACAAAGGCAUCAUUAUACCCAGCAACACAGAUAUUCGACAGACCUGGGAGGCCAUGGAAGAGCUGGUGGAUGCUGGCCUUGUAAAAGCAAUUGGAAUCUCCAACUUUAACCAUGAGCAGAUUGAAAGAAUCCUGAACAAGCCAGGACUGAAGUACAAGCCUGCAACUAAUCAGAUUGAGUGUCAUCCAUACCUUACCCAGGAGAAGCUGAUCAAGUAUUGUCAGUCCAAAGGGAUUGCUGUGACAGCCUACAGUCCACUUGGCUCUCCUGACAGGCCAUGGGCUAAGCCAGAGGAUCCUUCCCUUCUGGAUGACCCCAAGAUCAAAGAGAUCGCAACCAAGCACAACAAAACCACAGCACAGGUUCUCCUUCGCUUCCAGGUCCAGAGAAAUGUGAUUGUGAUUCCCAAGUCUGUCACACCACAGCGCAUUGUGGAGAACUUCCAGAUAUUUGACUUUGAGUUGACUAAAGAGGAGAUGGCAACUAUUCUCAGCUUUAACAGAAACUGGAGAGCCUGUGAUAUGUCCUCGUGGAAAACUCACAAGGAAUACCCUUUCAAUGCAGAGUACUGAAGAUGGUUGCCUGCCUUUCUCCAGCCUUCUCAGAUAUGCUGAUGCCUAGGGGUUGUCUGCGUAGCUUUCUGAUUGCAUCAGACGCACAUCCCCUGCCCCUUUUGUCCUUUUUCCCUAAAAGAGAUGCAGUAUAUGUAGUCCAUUACUUUGUGUUCUCUUUUUCUUUUGUUUUUGGAAGAAGAAAUGCAAAAAUGGUUCUGAAGAGCACACUGAGGACUAGUAGAUUGUCUUUGCCAAACAGCAUGUCUGGAGUUGGUAAGCAGAAAACACUGAGAAAGUUUGAACAAGCAGUCACUUUUACUUUGGAAUACUAUGAAUUGGAGCUAGUGACUGUUGUCUGGAAGGACCAGGAUAUUGGCAGAUUUCACCUGAUUCAUGAGGUCUGCUUUUUUCUGAUUACUUCUUGGUUUGCUUUUGCUUCUUUUUGUAACACUCCAUGCCUGUUUUUUUUUCUUCCCCUUCCCUCUAACUGGAAGUACAAGUUGAUUUCUAAGUACAGCAUUUUCUACAUGGGUAGCUCUUUGAAAAAGUCUUUAGGUCCUGGUUUCUUGGUCAUAUAAAAACUGGU